Messenger RNA from Venturia canescens, 5352 nucleotides. RefSeq names its product serrano (gene sano). The record is from RefSeq and is a predicted model, not a curated record. Bases 1041 to 2945 code for a protein of 634 amino acids. The transcript has 7 exons. NCBI's taxonomy places the organism in Eukaryota, Metazoa, Arthropoda, Insecta, Hymenoptera, Ichneumonidae.
AAGUUGGUCAGUGUUCUGUUUAUCAGAGCAGGGCCUGCGUGGAUGAAUUACAAUUGAAUAAAGCGAUUUUCGAGAACCUGUAAUUUCGAAAACGGCAGAGUAAAAGAAAGUUUUCCAGGAAGACUCGAUCUUCCGGUAGCUUCGGUUAGUUUUACAUUCAUUAUAAUGGUAGCGCUUUGAUCGACGGUUUCCCAUCGACGGUCUUUUUUGACGUUCGUUACGAUUGUAAACUCUCCAAGGAAGGCGCGCAUGUCGCUUUUCGCACAGUGCUUCAAAUAGGAAAUAAAUAUUAAGAAUAGUGAGUUUCUAAUGCAGUGGUGAAUUUAAAAAUAAAACAAAACUUGAGGUGAUCCUUGGAAGAGGCCGAGAUCAAAGUUCAUUUAUGAAUAAAUGUAAAACGAAGUGAUUGAGAUCCAAGGAAGGAAAAGAACUGACGUUUUCUAACUCACAGCGAGCACUAUCUCGGAUAAUAUUCCAAUUCCGCUCUCGGUAAGUCUUCUCACGUCUACAUUCGUCAGUUUUCCAUGCUCUUUCGCCGUGACGGGGCCUCCUCUAUCCUCUGGCCAUCGUCGAGUCUCGUGUGCGAAGGUCAAAUAUGUGUAAACCUAUAAGGCCAGCGCAUCGUUACAUACAAAGAAUCAAGAUUCGACGCCAUAACAAUCAGGGGAUACGUUACAUUAUCGAUUCGGUUGGGGAACACCUGAAAGAUAAGCGAGCUCAAGUGUCACCAGCUUUCGAUACUUAAAUGGGGAAGAACAACGUAGAAUACCGAUGAAGAGAAAUUCCGUAAGAUUUUAACGAUGCAGAAUCGAGAAUCCUUUCGGAUGGGGAAUCGAGGUACUGUCGUCGUGGCAAGUGCGCAGCAGAAGGAGUGCCGAGUCUCGUGGCGAGCCAAUGCUCAUUGACUGCCUAGACAAUUUGGUCGUUCGUAUAUUGUUACGAUAUUAAAAACAGAAAAAAACGUAUCGUGACGAGCUGGCAGGCCAUCACCAGUUGCUGCUUGCCGAUCGUGCGAGAGUGAUCGUGCGAAUUUGGUGGCAAUGGCUGCGACUGACGGUCAGAUCGUCGUCGCAGCUGCACGCUGGGCCGACGAGGCCACCUAUCUCCGUGAAUUCGUAACGAAACAUCGGCUGCCGGCAGUCAUAAAGAUCACGAAAGGUCAGUAUGGUGGUCUUGGUGUACCAACACUACCCGCUCCGAGUCUACAGAGUACAUCGCUCCUUGUGUCGGCCGGUAGAAGACGCAAGAUCGUCGCCCAAGCGGUCAAGAUCAAGGAAGGUCGAAGGGUCGUAGGUGUUGGGCCAAGACUCGCCAUACCGGACUCUUAUGCCGGUUACUUCGAGAUACUUAGCGAAGAAGGUCGAGCUGUGCGCGGUAUCGAAUCGGUCAACGAACUCGCGCGCAGAUGUCCCGACGAGGGAGCCCUCGUGAGAGAGACUAUACGAGGAAUAGCGUGCAAAGUUGGCGAGGAAACGGGUAAUGUCAUACCGGAAGGAAGUAGAAUGUUGAACACCGGUGAAACGAUUGUUGCCGCUGGCGAGGUUAGCAUACCAGGCCGAGGACGUUUUCUCCGUUGCGUAGAUGGUCGAGGUGAGAGUGUGCUCCUUGGCAUGGAACAGCGUGGUCGUUUCAGUGCCUUAGCGAGGGAGGACAACAUCAGCGGUGUUCAUACAGCACGAGCUCUGCUAAGUAAACGAUUACCGCUUACAGUGCGAUUGGUCCACGGUCAACCACCGAGAGGUCUCAAAUCAUCCUCGCAAUUCGUACCGGAAUUAAGAUUAUUAUCGACUUUCGAGGAAGAGCAUGUUUUCGCAUUACCGUUGCAGAGAGAGGGAGCCGCUGUGGCAUUACCCCUGGCGGCACCGUUGAAGCUCGUCAAAGCCCGAAACGAGGAGUCAUUGAGAUCGAUGCCUGAGUUUACCCGACUGGUCGAAAGAGCAUCUCGUCUCGUUGCCGACGUUGCCGACAGAGCUCAUGUAUUGGAUGGCCGGCUCGGCGAAACCAAACAGGCGAGACAUACAAGGGGCGGUGGUUUUCUUAGGAGAUCAGCAAGUUCCGAUAGCGCGAAUACUCAUCAAUCUCAGCAGCAGCAGCAGCAGCAGCCACACCGUCAUCAUCACCAUCAUCAUUAUCAUCACAAUCAUUUCAGCAGUCACAGCAGCGGUAGUGCUUAUCGCGAUGAAAACCGCGUACCACCGUCCUACACCGAGGAGUACGAUGAGAUUGAUCAGAUUUAUGACUACGUCAGGGGUUUCGCGCCAUUGCCAAAAAGCGUUAGAUCCCCCUAUGAAAGUCCAGUCAGUAGCAACGGGUGCGUGCCAUCUGGCCAGUCGAAUAACGCGAGUCCACCUCUGACACCGGUGACUGUGACAAUCGCGCCUUUCCUUGAUGAUCGACCGGAGCCACCACCUAUCGAGACUAUACCAACGAAGAAAAUGCAGGCGGAAAAAAGAACGAGGAGGGCCGUGAAGGAAGCACCGAUGUUGAGAAUUGAGAAACCUCCACUCGCUAAGCUGUACGUCAAGAACAGUGGAACUCAACGUGGCAGACCUCUCAUGAGGCAGAAAAGCGCAUCACCUCUCAAAGAAACACCACCCGGAUUCAAGGGUGGCUCACCACUUUUCAAUAUCCGGUACAAGAGUCUAACGAAUCUUCAACAAGCUAUGGAACUCGAUGGAACACUAGAUUCCAGUCACUCCGGCGGAAGAACCUCCGGGGAUUCUGGUGCUGGAGCCAAACUUCCGGAGAAGAGAUCACGACGCUUAAGCCGACCUCGAUCCUUGACGAACCUCGUGUGGGAACUCCGUGGCGGCAGCGGAGGUGGGUGUACAAGACCCGAGACUCCGCCGCCUGUUAUCGCGGCUCCUUUGCCUCUUGCUAAAUGCGGACCGAGACUGGCACUCACUGUCGUGGCGCCUCGACGUGUUGGCACUCUCUACCUCUAAUUCAUUCAACCACAGGACUGAAGCGGGAGGAGAGCGAGACAAAGAGGGAACAGAGUGCGUGGUUCGAAUGUAAAACUGAGCGAUCUCCGACAAUGAGUCUUUGAAGAAUCAAAAUUCGUAGCAAGCAUCAGAGCUGAAUCAUUGGAAAUGAUACAAACUCACGAGCGGGUUGGCGAGUGCCAUUCACGAAAUUUCCCAACUUCAUUCGUUCCUUCCAACUAUGAUCAUUGACAAAUUGAUGUCUGGACACCAAGGAGACAACGAACUCCUUUGACACGGAUUGACGUACACAAGUGCCUCGCUGAUCCACGAGUUAUUUACGAUUAGAAAAAUAGAGAUACUAGAAAACGGAAAGAGAGAGAGAGAGAGGGAGAGGGAGAGGGAGAAAGAGAAAAAAGGAAUGUUGUUGUUCUUUCUUGCAUAUAAGGAAAUUCAGUUGAGGGACAAGAAUGCCAUAAUAAUGACCAGAUUUUGUGGUUCUACUUAAGUCAUAUUAAUUAAAGGUUUUUUUGCUUCGAGAAUUUUAGACAUCCGGCGAAACUUACGCAUUCCCAUAUCAGAGUGUGUUAUCGAUUAGUAAUUACACACCAAUCAACAGUAUACCAUGUAACUCGAAAUAUUUGCAGCAUUAGAAUUCAUUGGUAUGCAAUGGGUAGUUUCGCGAUAUGUUCUAUUCGUGCGCAAUGGAUCAAAUCGUUUUUUUAUCUCCUUAGAAAAGAGCCGUUAUUGGAACAAAAAUUCGGAGAAAUGCCCCGCUUAACCACUGGAACUUUGGUCUCAAAUGUGGCAGCUUGUAUGAGCGAUUCCAAGGGCAAGAUAUAUUUUUCAAUCUGCGGAUUUUCGUAGCUACAUGAUAUACGACAUUAUACCUUCGAGAUGUAAGCGAACCAGUGUGAUACAAAAAAAAAACAAUGUUAAAAAUAGUGUACUCGUACUUAUUAAGUUUUGUUUUUCCAUGAGCUGAGGAAUGCAAGUGCGAGAAAAUCGUAUAGACGUGUUCUCAUUGCAUUGCAAUAAUAGAAUAAACACAGUUGAACCGCCUUUUAAAUUCUGAUUAGCUCCAUUUUAUUACCUUGAAUUGAAAUUUUCAUUAAUGGACCACUGAAUUUUCAUACGAUAUGAAAGUACGCAAAUUUGUACACGAAAAUGCGCGAGUGUUUUAAGUGGACACACUCACGGAGUUAGAAAUUUGUAAUCGAUAUUUUAUUUGAUAUCGGCGAGUUUGCCAUAAACGAACUAUUGCAGGAAAACGACCUGAGCUCGGGACCACGUUUGGCGAUUAAUUUUUCCAGUAUCCACAGUGGGAUGUCUGGAUCCAGGUUUCACAUGUAUUUUUCCUUCAUUUAUAAUAGUUUUUUUUUCAUGUUGUGAUUACAGAAGUAGACGAAAUACGAUUAAAAAUGAAGAGUAGAAUAGGUUAGGUUUUUUUUCCAAUUGCGUGCGAGCGAGAGCGAGAGCAAAAGAGUGUGAGAGAGAUAAAGAAAGAAUUUCACCGCAAUAAAAGAGGGAUUUUUUAUCGUGCGAGAAGGACUCAUGGGCCAGUCGGAUGCGUCCCGAUACGUGGCAAUAAGUCAAGCGAUUACCGAUUAACGAAUGGCAUAAUAGGGAGCGAAUAAGGAGAAGCGCAUAUAGUGACAGUCAAGUGGCCUUUGGAGAAUAUUUUCUCACUAUUUUUUUCGGAGCCCCGAGAAAAAAAACAACAAAAAUACUAUUUAUCACGCUGAUAAGGAAUAUUGUACGUUUUUGUAGCAAUGCGAUGAAAAAAAUUAGUGAUUUAAAACUGUAUGAUAGGGUCUCGAAGUCCGAGCCUCGGGAGUAUUGAUCAUAGUAAUAUUACGUGUGUGUAGUGAGUUUUGAGAGAAGGCACUCGGUCCCCUUUACGAUUGAACUCUGUGCGACAUAUAUAUGUGACUUUGUUUUUUUUGUGUUUUUUUUCCUUUUGUUCUCUUUAUUCUUCAGUAUGUGAAUGAAUAUUUCGCGCGUCGAUGUUCUCAGGAAGCUUCAUAUUGCCACGAUUACAAAACAAUCCCGAUAACUCAACUUUUUAUAGUUAUCUAGAUAUUUUUUCAUCCAAUUACCUUUCUCCCUCGACUUUGGCACCAGCCAAACUUGCUUAACACCUCCAUUGUCGCUGUUUCAAUUUUUUGUAUUUCCCCCAUCAGCACUGAAACUAACCACACUCGUUUUCGUGGCAACGUGCUCAUACGUAAGGGUCGAGGAUCGCGGUGCCUUCGAAUACGAUCGUCGAUUUUAUUAAUUAAUGAUCGCAAGAACGGCUGAUAUCCAUUUUUGUGAUUCAAUGAACGUUUUGUUCGUUUCUCUUUUUUUAAUACUUUACGUAAUGCUUAUAGACUAGCUUAAAAUGUAUUCCCUCAAGAGUGUUUCAAUAAAUGCCUGUGAAUUCAGA